AUGAUGUUCAAUAGCCCACAAUAUGAACAGUCAUUCUUCAGUUUGAUCUAUCUAUCUAUCUAUCUAUCUAUCUAUCUAUCUAUCUAUCUAUCUAUCAUCUACCAUGACCAUUUCUUUUCUUUAUCUAUCUAUCUAUCUAUCUAUCUAUCUAUCUAUCUAUCUAUCUAUCUAUCGCAGUCUUUUCCAAUCUAUCUUUCUCACUCUAUUUCUUUCUUUCUUUCUUUUUUUUCCGCCUUUCCUUUCUUCUAUCUAUCUAUCUAUCUAUCUCAUGUUUUUAUCCUAUCUAUCUAUCUAUCUAUCUAUCUAUCUCUAUGCUAUCUAUCUAUCUACGCCUGUUUUAUCUAUCUAUCUAUCUAUCUAUCUAUCUAUCUAUCUAUCUAUCUAUCUAUCUAUCUCGGUCUGUUAAUUAUCUAUGUAAUGUUGUUCCCCUCUAUUUAUCUCAUUUUCUUCCAUUCUAUUGCAUUUUGUCCUAUUUAUCGAUCUCAUUUUCUUCCUAUCUAUCUAUCUAUCUAUCUAUCUAUCUAUCUAAGCCAAAAUUUGGGGUUCAUUGAAGAAGAAGAGAAAGUGAAUAGCACAGUUUGCAAAAAAUAUCUUUUUUCUUUUUCUUCUGUCUGCUUCUCUUCCAUAAUUGGGCUAAUAUCUUCCCUCUUUAUUUCAUUUAUCAUUAUUCAUUUGCUUCAGUCAAUGUUUAUUUUCAUUCACACUUUCGUUCAAUAUUUAUUUCUUUCAUUUAUUCAUUCAUUCUUUCAUUUAUUCAUUCAUUCUUUCUUUCUUCCAUUGUCUUUAUUAUCUGCGACCAACAUAGCUUGCUUUAAUUUUUCUACCGAUAUAACUUUCUUUCUUUCAAUUUUUUUUCGUUCAAUUUUUAUUUUAUUUUUCUUUCUUUCUAAUUUUUUUUCUUUCUUUUUUCUUUCUUUCGUUUUUCUUCCUAUUUUUCUUUCUUUUUUUCUUUCUUUCAUUCUUUCUUUUUCUUUCUCGCUUUCUUUUUUCGUGUCUUUUUAUUUUUCUUUCUUUUUUUCUUUCUAUUUUUUUUCUUUCGUUUCAAUUUCUUUCUUUCCAUUUUCUUUCUUUUUCUUUCUUUCUUUUUCUGUCAUUGUCUUCAUUUCUUUCUUUCUUUUAUUUGAUUAUGAACGAGGUGUUUUUUCUCUCUUUCUUUCCAUAAUUUUUUUCCGUCGUUUUCUAUUGCCUUCUAACAAUAUAUUUUUCUUUCAUAAUUUCAUUCUUUCAAAAUGUUUUUUCUUUUUUCCUUCUUUUCUUCCAAUAUUUUCCACCGUUCUUAAAGUUCUUCCAAUUCCCUUCAUUCCACUCAUUCCCUUUUUCUUUUCUUUUUCUAUAUAUCUUCAUUCACUUCUAAUCUUUUCCUUCUUUAUUCUAUUUUCCAAUAAUGUCUUUCUUUUUUCAUUCUUUCUUUGUUUCUUACUUUCUUUCCUUCUUUAUUUUUCCCAAAGUAUUUCUCUCUUUCUUGCUUCUUCCAACAUUUACUAUCUUUCAUUUUUUAUUUCUUUCAAACAGUACUUUCUUUCUCUCUCAAUCACCUUUCUCUCUUAUUUCUUUUUUUUCUUUCAUUCUUUUCCUUCAUUACUUUCUUUCUUUUUUGCUUUCAAUAUUACUUUUUCCUUUUUUACAAUUUUAAGCGUCAUUCAGUUCAUAUCUAUGAAUAUAUCUAUCUAUCUAUCUAUCUAUCUUAGUUCAUACCUAUCUAUCUAUCCUUUUUUCAUAUCAAUCUAA
Messenger RNA from Acanthosepion pharaonis, 1728 nucleotides. Lineage: Eukaryota; Metazoa; Mollusca; Cephalopoda; Sepiida; Sepiidae. The record is from the annotation of a GenBank genome assembly.